CAAACAAGCAUGGCAAUGUAUCCAGGAAACGUGGAAUGGCUCAGGUUGGAAGGCACCUGAAGGCUGCAGAGGCAUCCAUGGGCAGGGACACCUUCCACUAUCCCAGGUUGCUCCAAGCCACAUCCAACCUGGCCUUGGACACUCCCACGGAACACCGGGGAGGAGGAUAAAAUUGCUCUAGCUGGGAAUAACUCCAGGCAGUAGUAACUCUGGUGUGAACAGCCAGGGAUCGUCCAGCACGGAUUGGGUCUAACACCGCUCCUGCCCAGGUGGUGCUUUGGGGAGCCCCCUGUUAGCAAGGUCACAAAUCUCCUUGGCUUUGCUUUAAAACCUCAGCCACAGAAGAAUGUUUAAAAAACUCACCAAAUUCAUUCGAAAUCAAAUGGAUCCAUACAAAGACUUUAUCCCUGUUGAGAGUAUCGCAGACAAUGAGCAUUUCAAGCCCCUCUGUCUCCUGACAAAAAAAAGAAAAUCAAAGCACAUAUUCCACCCAGCUCCUUACUACCAGCAUACAGGGCUCACACUGGAUCAUGUGCUGCUGCCUGGAGGAGAUGGUAAAAGCAUAGAGACCCUCCAACAAGAUUCCAGCCCAUUUACUCUCACAAAAACCAGCACUGACCAAGUUGAUGGAGGUCUCAGCAUUUCUGUUGACCCUGCAAGUGUGGAGCUGCAAGGAGCUGCCUCCUUGUCCAAUGUCUUUUCCAUCAAGUUACAGAAGAGGAGCAUAUCACGGGACUCACUGGAGACACUGAGAAGAAAAAGGGGAAUCAACAUGGAUCAUUCCUUCAUCCGACAACUACGGCAGACAGACAGAAUUCUAUAUGUGGUUAUUGAAACCCUCGAAGCCUCGGAGGAGGCCGUCUACAAGGAAUCCACCAAGGCAAAUGGAGGCUUCAAGGCCAAAUUUUAUGCCACACUCUCUGCAAAGGGUACCAGAGCAAACAACCAAAGCAUAGUCAUACCCAAGGGAUGCACUCUGGCCUUCAGGACCUUCCCCAUACACAUUAUAGAUGGACCAUGGGAUCUGCGUUAUUUCUCAAAAGAAAUCCAGGAACAAAUCGGUCUUCAAGGUCCCUCACAAGGAAAAUUUGGAAUAGUGCUAACAGAAGUUAAAUACUCCUGCCGAAUUUUCCCCAAGUUGUCUCCUGACGUGCUGCUCGUCAUCUUAAACACCAUCAAAGCUGUGAUGGGAGACAACAACCUCCUUCAGGAGCUCAGCCACAAAGUAAGUGAAGCUUUGCUUACUGCCACCAUUUAGAAAUACAGACACAUCCAGCACCACACCUCUUGCCCAGGUCAUCUGUCCUGUGCCACAAUCGUCCAUCCACACUCAGCACAUCUCUCUGCUCUGCACAAGCAGCAGCCUCAGCCCUCAAAUCCUGACAUUUCUUUUCCUUGUU
Molecule: messenger RNA, 1400 nt
Organism: Prinia subflava (tawny-flanked prinia)
Lineage: Eukaryota; Metazoa; Chordata; Aves; Passeriformes; Cisticolidae
Product: gasdermin-A3-like
Exons: 7
Coding region: 347-1258 (303 amino acids)
Biological process (GO): pyroptotic inflammatory response; defense response to bacterium
Molecular function (GO): phosphatidylinositol-4,5-bisphosphate binding; phosphatidylserine binding; phosphatidylinositol-4-phosphate binding
Source: RefSeq, a predicted model, not a curated record